UGAUGAGUCACAAGGCCAAGGUCACCUGCUGAUCAAAACAGUUAAGCUGGCGUUCUCGGUUACCAAUAAUGUCAUCCGGUUGAAACCCCCCUCUAGUGUGGUGUCUCCGUUGGAACAGGCACUUACUCAGCAUGGUGCUCAUGGAAACAAUCUUAUAGCGGUCUUGGCCAAAUAUAUCUACCACAAGUAUGACCCUGCACUUCCACGCCUGGCCAUCCAGUUGCUCAAACGACUGGCUACGGUUGCUCCCAUGUCUGUUUAUGCCUGCCUUGGCAGUGAUGCUGCUGCCAUCCGUGAUGCCUUCCUCAUCCGCCUGCAGAGCAAGAUUGAGGACAUGCGUAUUAAGGUCAUGAUACUGGAAUUCCUCACAGUUGCGGUGGAGACACAACCUGGGCUCAUUGAGCUGUUCCUGAACUUGGAAUUGAAGGAUGGCAGUGAGGGGUCAAAGAAAUUCAGCUUAGGGGAGUGGAGUUGCCUCCAAGUAGUCUUAGAGUUGAUAGACUCCGAACAACAGGAGAGGUACUGGUGCCCUCCUCUCUUGCAUCGUGCUGCCAUUGCCUUCCUGCAUGCUCUGUGGCAGGACCGUCGAGAUAGUGCCAUGCUAGUUCUGGGUACAAAGCCAAAGUUUUGGGAAAAUUUAACCAGUCCUCUCUUUGGGACCCUUCCUCCACCUUCCGAAUCAUCAGAGCUCAGUGUCUUGGAUACCUGUGCCUUAAUCAUGAAAAUCAUCUGUUUGGAGAUCUACUAUGCUGUCAAGGGCUCACUGUGUCAGUCCCUGAAAGACACGCUGAAGAAUUUCUCCAACAAAAAGCGCUUCACCUAUUGGUCAGAAUAUGUGAAGUUUCUGGCACAUCACGUGGCAGAGACGGAGGGUGCCAGCUGUGCCUCCAUGGCAGAAUAUGAAAUACUGAUCUCAGCCUGGCGGAUGCUGCUGAUCAUCUCUGCUAGCCAUGCAGAUAUAAUGCAUCUGACCGAUUCUGCAGUUCAUCAGCAGUUGUUUCUGGAUGUGCUAAAUGGGACCAAGGUUUUGCUUCUAGUUCCCACGUCAGAAUCCUGUCUGCAUCUGGGGUCUAUGCUAUGUACCCUUCUUCUGAUCCUGCUCAAACAGUGGAAGAGUGAAUUGGGUUCUGUGGAUAAAAUCAUAAACUCCUUGAUGCAGAUUCUGGAGGGAAUACUACAGACAGAUAAGCAGACGAUGGAGAAAAGCAAAGCCAAAGUGUUCUCAGCUCUUAUCACCGUGCUGCAAAUGAAGGCGAUGAAAGUGAAUGAGAUUCCACAGUACUCCCAGCUGGUGUUGAGCGUGUGUGAAACACUCCAAGAUGAGGUCAUUGCGCUCUUUGAUCAGACUCGACACACCCUGACCUCCGGAGAUGCUGCAGAUGACAGGGACAGCAUGGAAACAGAUGAUGCCUCCCGACUUAAACACAAAGACCAGCGAGAUGGGGUGUGUGUUCUGGGUCUGCAUUUGGCUAAAGAGCUCUGUGAAGUUGAUGAAGAUGGAGACUACUGGCUACAGGUUACUAGGAAAGUCCCUGUGCUUCCUACUAUCUUUGCUGCAUUGGAGAUCAGCCUGAGAGUUAAACAAAACCUUCACUUCACAGAGGCCUCAUUACAUUUGCUGCUGACCUUAGCAAGGACUCAACAGGGAGCAGCAGCAGUGGCUGGAGCUGGCGUCACGCAGAGUGUCUGCCUGCCCCUCUUGAGCGUGUACCAGCUCAGCACUAACGGAGCCAUUCAGACAUCUGCUUCGUCUCGAAAGUCUCUGGAUGCCCCCUCUUGGCCUGGGGUCUAUCGUCUCUCCAUGUCACUGAUGGAACGCCUUCUUAAAACACUCAGAUACAACUUUCUGACAGAAGCACUGGACUUUGUCGGUGUCCAUCAAGAGAGGAUUCUUCAGUGCCUGAACGCAGUACGGACAGUACAGAGCUUGGCCUGUCUGGAAGAGGCCGACCACACUGUUGGCUUCAUUCUUCAGCUCUCAAAUUUCACAAAGGAGUGGCAUUUCCACCUGCCACAGCUUAUGAGGGACAUGCAGGUGAAUCUGUGUUACCUGUGUCAGGCCUGUACCUCCCUCCUGCACAGCCGCAAAAUGCUCCAGCACUACCUGCAGACAAAAAAUGGUGAUUCCCUUCCAUCAAGUGUUACUCCACGAGUGCAGCGUAAUCCCCAAGCCUCAUCCAAACAUCCGAGCCCUGAGUCAGAGGCAGCAGAGCAGAAAGCACUGCUUACAGUGCAGUACAGCCUCUUGAAAAUCCUCAGCAAAUCUCUUGCUGCUCUGCGCCAUUUCACCCCUGAUGUCUGCCAGAUCCUCCUUGAUCAGUCACUGGACCUUGCUGAGUACAACGUGCUCUUCGUUUUGAGUUUCACCACACCAGCCUUUGAUUCAGAUGUCGCGCCUUCCUUUGGGACCCUCCUUGCCACAGUCAACGUGGCCCUUAACAUGUUGGGAGAGCUGGAUAAGAAGAAGGAACCUUUCCCUCAGGCUGCAGGGCUGAAUACGCAAGAGGGAACAAAAACCCUGAAGUCUCUGCUCAUGUUUACAAUGGAAAACUGUUUCUACCUGCUCAUCUCCCAGGCUGUUCGGUACUUGAGAGACCCAGCUGUGCAUCCCCGUGAUAAGCAGCGGAUGAAACAGGAGCUCAGCUCUGAGCUGAGUACGCUGCUCUCCAGCCUGUCUCGUUACUUCCGCCGCGGUGGUCCCUCUUCACCUGCCAGCGGAGUUCUUCCGUCUCCCCAAGGAAAGUCUGCCUCCAAGCUGGGUCCUGAGGGGCAGGAGCCUUUGUUUCAGCUCGUGCAGGCCUUUGUCCGGCACGUGCAGAGAUAGAUUCUACCCUGCCCCAGCCUCCCUUUUCAGGACUUGCAGCGGAACAAUUCACAUCCACCGCGGAAGGCAUCACCUUUGGCAGAGCUCGUAACAAGGACUGGGAGAGGGAGGGCGGCCUGGCGUGGGCGGUGGUGUAAACCAAGCUGUAACAUCAGCAGCCAGAUCCCGUUGAACUCGUGCAACCCAGUAGCAGAGCGAAUGUCAGGAGAGCCAAGAGCGGCUCUCCAGUGAUCAGCCCACGUGCACAGCCUGCCCUCUGCAUCUGCCAGAGCAUCCUGGCUGGGUAUAGUGCUGAACAGCCAAAACCUUUAUUUUUAUAGCUUGUACCUCAGCUGGGGACGCUGUGGCUGGAGGGAGAGGGGAGACAAACUUUCCGCUGGGCAUUAGCUCUGCUCUUAACACAAGGUGCAAGCUGCCUCUCCUUCGCAGUCAGAGUCCGGUCAAGGCACAACCAAGGGAUCAGCCAGCAAUUCAGAGACCAUCUUUCUACUGCUAUUUUUGUACGGAAUGGUUCAAGGCGAGAUGGUGUAUGUGUGCUCACGCCUUCCCCUCACCCUGCAGUCUGUGUGUUGUGUGUGUUUCUGAAGAGCAAGGCCUCACGCAAUAUUUUUAAGUCAAAAUUCCAUUGCUCCAGUCUUGCAGUUUUUUGUAACUGUGCCCUAUUUAUACUGAUAUUAAAACCUUUAUAGACAGCA
Messenger RNA from Tauraco erythrolophus (red-crested turaco), 3519 nucleotides. The record is from RefSeq and is a predicted model, not a curated record. NCBI's taxonomy places the organism in Eukaryota, Metazoa, Chordata, Aves, Musophagiformes, Musophagidae.